Messenger RNA from Aedes aegypti (yellow fever mosquito), 3625 nucleotides. It is a transcript of the gene cos, whose product is annotated as kinesin-like protein costa. The transcript is spliced from 2 exons. Gene Ontology annotation, biological process: mitotic spindle organization; microtubule-based movement. NCBI's taxonomy places the organism in Eukaryota, Metazoa, Arthropoda, Insecta, Diptera, Culicidae. Gene Ontology annotation, molecular function: microtubule motor activity; microtubule binding; ATP binding. The coding region runs from base 140 to 3274 and encodes 1044 amino acids. The record is from RefSeq and is a predicted model, not a curated record.
CUCCCCCCACCCCCUGCAACAACAGCAUAAAAUUUAUUGACAGAAGAAAAUCGAAAAACUGCGCUGCAGCAAAAACAACAAACGAUAUUUUGCAUCAAGCUUUCUCCGACGAAUUACAACUGCAAAUGCUCCACCCGCAAUGGACAUCCCGCUGAAGGUGGUGGCGAAGCUUUCCGCCCCGGAGAAGCCAGAUGCCGUGCUUGAUGAAAAAGAAGAAGAGGAAGAGGAUGUGGUGGCAGCCGGAGGUCGCAAGUUCCGCUUCUCGCGUGUCUUCCGCGGCGAAAUGGAUCCUCGGGAGAUCUACGCGGAAACGGUGGCCGGCGUGACGGAAUCGGUGCUGGAGGGGUACGACUUUUCGAUUGUUUCGUUUGGGGAUCGGGAAAGUGCCAAGAGUUUCACGCUCUAUGCGAAUGGGGCCUGCGAGGGAAUCGUGCUGUGCUUCGUGAGGGAUCUGUUCUGCCAGCUGGGAGGGCACCCGGAGCGGAUGUAUUCGGUGGGGGUGGCCUGGACGGAGAUUACGAGCGAUGGAGACGUGGUGGACUUGCUGGGAGUUGCGCUGAUGCAGUGCUUCACGAUUGAGGAGAUUUACGGGUUGUUGAGCCUGGGACUGCACAACCGGAAUCCGGACAAUCACAAUAUACUGAGUUUGAUCCUGGAGCAGCAGUGGACGGCGUUGAAUGGGCUGAAUCAACAUCGCCAGUCGACGAUCAGCUUCUGCGAUUUGUGCGGCACGGAGAGGGAAAUGGUGGAGGGGAAAAGCGUUCUGAAGGAUUCCGGAUUGAGGAAGCUGGAGGACAUUGUCCACAAGAGGAGCGACGAUUACAAUGAAUCGAUUCUGACGGCUUUCCUGAAGGAUUCCUUCGGGGGAAGGGCUCAGACGUUGAUGCUUCUCUGCAUCAAGGACGUGGAAGGAGAGAACGGAUUGAGGAAUCUAGAGUUUGGAGACAAGGCGCAGGAAAUAGUGAAUCACGUGGUGAUGAAUACGUUUUCGGAUAACAAUGUUCCGGCUGUGGCACUGAAUGAGGAUCUCGCAGCGGGAAUCGUGCAGCCUAAUUACGAUGGCCUGUACUUUGCCUCGCAACAGUGGUCUAAGCUGCUGAAGAAUGCCGAGAGUUUGUUCAACAAGAUAUUCAACACUUGCGAGCUCAGUCAGCAGGAGCGAAGCCAAAUCGAAGAAUGGCUCUACCUGAAAGCGGAAUGCGACGAUUGUUUCAGCUCGACCGACAUCAGUAUUACUGCUGGGAAUCCCCCGGCGAGGGUUUGUCUUGGCCCCAUAGAGGAAAUCGACGAAGGAGACGAUACGCUGCAAAGCAGUGGCAAAGUCAAUACAAGCGAGCAGUGCAAUUCGGACAAUGAAAGCGAUUCGGACAUCUGCACGCAUCUGACGGACAUGACCGAUCGAAUUCAGGGCUAUAUGAAGAACUUCCAAGUCAAAACGAACAACAUAAUCAACGAAAAGUACAAAGACUUCUUCCAGGCGCACCCGAAGAUGAUCGACGACAUGAACGAGGAAAUCCGUCAGCAGGAGAAGAAGAAACAACUGGCUCCGGUGCACAAUCCGGCCAGGAGGAAGUCCAUCUACGACACGGAAUCCAUCAGUAGCAAUGAACUCUCGUUGAUGUCCCAACUCAGAAGCAAUUCUACAACAUCCUUAGCUCCCACUCCAACCGUGAACAGCAAACGAUUGGAUACCCUCAACAACAACCUUCGCAUUACGGUGGCAGGAAUCGACUCCCUGCACGCCCAAAUCGAAGAAAUCCGACGCACGAUUUCGCUCAAGCAAAAGUACAUCACGGAUCUGAUCGAGAACAGCGAAACGCGCUCCGUAGCCAAGUCGCGCUUCAACAAGAAGAAACGCAAUCUAGAGGACGAGUACGAAAAGGCGAAGAAACAACUCACGCGAGCCGUCGUCAACGGCGCAGACAAGAAGGAAAUAAACCAUCUCAAAGGGAAGACCUCCCAACUUGAACAGAGACUGAAGGACCUGGACUCGAUUCGGUACAUCGCCGGCGAGUCGGGUCACAAGAAGAAGAAACUACAACAAUCGAUCAAAGACUCGCACAAGCAGCUGGAGGUGCUGCAGAAGAUGCUCAAGAAGGAGCUGGACAAGAAGGAAUCGAUCGAGAAGGAGAUCGAAGUGGCCCGGAAGGAGAAAACGUCGAAAGUCAGUGCCAUUCAGGAGAUUAGCGAAGGCAAGAGUAAGAUAAGGAACAUGAACGAAAGAAUCUCACAUAUCGAACACGUGCUGAAGGAGAAAUCGAGCAAUCUCAAGAAGUACGUUAACAAAAAGUCUGAGAAGGAUUCGCUGCGACAGGAGAUUAUCAAUCUCCGAAGGACGCGGGAUCAUCUGCUGGAGCAGCGGUGCAAUUUGGAUAAGAAGAUACGCGAAGACAAAAUGCCAUCGUUCGACGAGGAACGAAAGCUGGUCGAAUGCGACGAAGCCAUCGAAGCGAUUGACGCCGCUAUCGAGAUGAAGAAUGAACUCAUUUGUGGCCGGAAGAGCAUCGAUACGGAUGAAAGUCUCCAGCGUGAAAAGGGCGAACAGAUGUUGAUGGCCCGGCUGAACAAACUUUCCACCGACGAGAUGCGAACGUUGCUGUACAAGUACUUCCAGAAGGUGGUUGAUCUCAAAGAGAACAGCAAGAAGCUAGAAGUGCAGUUCAUCAGCUUGGAGCGAGAGCGGGAUACCUGGGAGUGGCAGGAGAAGAUCCUGACCAACGCCAUCCGGCAAACCCGUCUAGAAAAAGAGCGCUCGAUAAUCGCCCUCCAGAAGCAGCACGAGACCAAAUUGAAUCUCAUGUUGCGUCAUUUUGCCGCCGACACGUCGGCUUCCAUCAGCAGUUCCAUCCCGGACAACGCGCUGCAUCCCUACUCGCCGACCAGCGAUCUGGUCCUAAGCCCAGGAUCCAGUCGCUACCAUCAUCACCACCUGGCCGCGCUGGACUCCGACUCGGAACCGGCCUCGCACUCGCACAGCAAACAUCUGGCCGCCCAUUUCAAAGCCAAUGUGGCCGCGGCGGCGUCCACGGUACAACCGCUGGCCGCUACCAGUGCCACCGCAGCCGCCGUUGUCGAGAAGGACCGCAGCAAGAACAAACUGUUCUCGAAGCUGCAGGUGCUCACGCGCUACCACAACGACAAGCGCAAAAUCUUCGCACAAACGGACAUCCCGCAGCAGAAUCUGAAACAGCUGCAGAUAUCGUCCCGGCCCUCGCUGACCAAGGUGACCCGCGAGAAGAACAAAAUCAUCAUCCAGAACGACGGUCGCAAGUAAUCUACUUUCUCUUCGUGAAUACUCUCUAUUUCUUAUACCCAAUGCAUUGAGAUGAUCUCUAACGUUAUAACUUGAUACACCUCCAGAACAAAAAUAGGAUUCGUUAGGAUUUGUGACUGUGUCGUGGCCAAUCGAUGAAAUUUAGGACAAACAAUGUUAUAUGUAGUCGUUAUUCUAGCUAACUAGGAACUUGGUACUAUUAUACCACGAUGACCCUCUCUGUACCACCAAAACCUCUCUCUAUACCUGCGUGUGUACUUGUGUGACCUUAUAUACUUAUUGUGCAUUUAAAUAGAUGUUCGGCUACCGCCUUGAGUGGUAGCGAUUUACACCUAUAGUGUCCCGCGAUAA